GAGAGCAAAAGAAAAAAAAAAUGGCGGGAGAAGAUGCAGAGAAUCAGCCGUCGUCGCCAGCUUCACCUUCUUCCGCUGGGUUCAACACCGAUCAGUUACCUUUCAGUACGAGCCAGAACUCGGAGAAUUUCUCCGAUGAAGAAGCAGAGGUAGAUCCGCAAGUCAUAAGAGAUGAGCCAGAAGGAGAAGAUCUCUACAACGAUAACUUCCUCCAAGAUUAUAAGGAAAUAAAUGAGCAGGAUCAGUAUGAGUCUGCUGGAUUGAAUGAUUCCGACGACGACAACAGAGAUUUAGGUCAGAUCGCGCUUGACCGUCGCGCCGCGGAAGCUGAGCUCGAUGCUCGUGAGAGUCUCCUCGCUAAUCGCAAGCUUCCUCGUCUCCUUCACGAUAAUGGUACUAACCAAAUCCCAGCUUUUUACCUAUUAGAAACCCUAAUUUUGAAAACCUAA
Messenger RNA from Raphanus sativus (radish), 449 nucleotides. RefSeq names its product DNA replication licensing factor MCM2-like. Bases 21 to 449 code for a protein of 142 amino acids. The record is from RefSeq and is a predicted model, not a curated record. Gene Ontology annotation, cellular component: MCM complex; nucleus. Lineage: Eukaryota; Viridiplantae; Streptophyta; Magnoliopsida; Brassicales; Brassicaceae. The transcript has 2 exons. Gene Ontology annotation, molecular function: DNA binding; ATP binding. Gene Ontology annotation, biological process: DNA replication initiation.